Molecule: messenger RNA, 4158 nt
Organism: Spodoptera exigua (beet armyworm)
Lineage: Eukaryota; Metazoa; Arthropoda; Insecta; Lepidoptera; Noctuidae
Source: the annotation of a GenBank genome assembly
AUGAGGCACCGCGGCUUCGGCCUAGAGCAGGAGAAGGAACGGAGGGGUUUUAAUCAUAUUAAUAAUGUAAAUAUCAAAGAGAGAAAAGAGGGUUUGUAUCAACGUGAAGCUAUUAGAGAAAAACCCAAGUACUGGUAUGGAUACAGGCAUGAUGGCCAUGAAGGUUAUGGGAAAAAUCUUCGUAAAAGUCGAGCUUCGACUAAAAGACAGACUGAUAACGGCAAACCAGAGAAGUACCCAGAAGCUCAAGAAUUUUUAAAGUAUGAUGAUUACAUUAAGGAUAAAAAUGACGUACCCAACGCAACAGACUAUCCGACUUAUUUUCAUAUGGGUAACUACUACAUUCGCGACGACUCACAAGCUGUGGGUCAUCCGCACGAUCUCGCAUCCCAUCCGUAUUUUGUAAAAAAUAUACAAUUCAACUUAAGACCAGAAAGACAUCAAUUUUCGGAGAAAAUUGUAAAACUUGGAAUUUUGUUACCCGCUGAUGAAAACCAAGUUUUUUCUCUUGGAAAAGUUUUGCCCAUCAUAGAGAUGGCAAUACCAGCUGUUACGGGAAGUGAUGGUCCUUUACCAGGUUGGACCAUCUUAGUUGACUACAGAGACACAAGAUGUUCUUCAGUUGAAGGACCUUUAGCUGCUUUUGAAUUUUACGUCCAUCAAGCCGCUGAUGCGUUUAUCGGUCCUGGUUGUGAGUACGUCAUCGCACCAGUGGCGAGGUACGCUGGACCUUGGGGCAUUCCAGUCCUGACCGCUGGGGCGCAGGCCGAAGCUUUUGGGUACAAAGAACCCAGUUACAGCACCUUAACCAGAAUGAUGGGAAGCUACACACAAGCCGCCGUCGCGAUCCGCAAAGUUUUUGAGGAGUUUAAAUGGCGUCGCCUGAGCAUGUUUUACCACAACUAUGAUCCAGCUUCGGGGAAAGGGAACAGCCCUUGUUUCAUGACCUUAAGCGCGGUGGUCACUGUUCUUAAGAAGAACAAUAAAGGAGAUAAUAUAGCAACUACCAUACCUUUCGAUGAAAACAACAUUACUACCACAAAGAUAAAAGAAUUACUACAAAAGUUAUCGAAACACAGCAGAAUUGUGGUCGUGUGUGCGAACCCUAGCACAGUUCGUGAGAUAAUGUUGGCAGCGGACGACUUGAAUAUGGUGUCAUCUGGCGAAUACGUGUUCUUUAAUAUCGAGCUAUUUUCUAACCUCGCAUCGGCCUCGUCAAAAGAACCGUGGAAAGUGGAAGGUGAUACUGACGAGCGAAAUGAAAAAGCCAGGAGAGCAUACAGUGCUGUGCUUACCGUCACCAGCCCAGCACCGGAGAAGAAAGAGUAUCUGGAGUUCUCUGAUCAGGUGAAAGUGUUAGCCGCUACGAAAUACAAUUACACAUUUGGUAAAGGCGAAGUGGUAUCUACGUUCGUAGCAGCGUUCUACGACGCAGUGCUCCUCUACGCGCUCGCGCUCAAUGACACGCUACGCGAUGUUGAAGAUCCAAGAGGACCGCUAGAUGGCGCUGCAGUUAUUAGAAAAAUGUGGAACAGGACUUUUCAAGGUAUUACUGGAGAAGUGGAUAUCAAUUCGAAUGGUGAUCGCGUGGCUUCCUAUUCGCUUCUGGAUAUGAAUCCUAACACGAGCCAGUUUCAGGUUGUAGCCACGUAUGUAGCAGCUGAUUCAACUCUGCAAUUCAUCAAGGACCGACCUAUCCACUGGGCUGGUGGUAGAACUACUCCGCCACCAGACACUCCAGUUUGUGGCUUCGAUGGAUCACUCUGUCCUGAUAACUCUCUCCCAGUGUACGCGAUUUUGAGUAUAAUCCUCAGCUCAGUUGUGGUUGUUUUGGCCGUACUCUCCGUGUUUAUAUACAGGCAUUAUAAGCUGGAAGCAGAGAUAGCCAUGAUGACAUGGCGCGUCAGCUGGAGCGAUGUCCUUCAACCAGGCGGUCGGUUGCGUGGGAGUAUGCAUUCAUUGGCAAGAAGAUAUAGUACUGGGACUACAUUUUCGGAUGAAGCUACAUCGUUGGCCGGAGACAGGCAGGUCUACACUCCUUGCGGUUUCUACAAAGGCUGUCGAGUUGCUAUCAAAAAAGUGGACAAACAGCGCAUAGACCUCACAAGACCACUACUGCUCGAACUAAAGAAGAUGAAGGAUCUAGAACAUGAUCAUUUGGCAAGAUUUUUCGGUGCCUGUGUGGAUCCUCCUCAUUGUUGUCUCCUGACGGAAUACUGUCCUAAAGGAUCAUUGCAAGAUAUUUUGGAAAACGAGUCUAUAAAGCUGGAUUGGAUGUUCAAAGUCAGUUUGAUGCACGAUAUUGUGAAGGGCAUGCACUAUCUCCACGGCUCGGAUAUCAGAUCUCACGGCGCUUUGAAAUCGAGUAACUGUGUAGUGGACUCACGAUUCGUCUUGAAGAUCACAGACUUUGGACUACACGCGUUAAGAACUUCGGAAAAGGACUCAAGGGCGCACAGUUAUUGGACCCGUCUUCUUUGGACUGCACCAGAACUGCUUCGGACGGCUGAACCUCCUCCAGAAGGGACUCAAAAAGGAGACGUGUACUCCUUCGGUAUAGUUAUGCACGAGAUCGUCAACCGACAAGGAGCAUUUUGGCUUGGUCCUGGCAUUGAGAUGGCUCCAAAAGAAAUUAUUGAAACGGUGAUAUCAAGUGGGCUUCGUCCAAACACUUCUCACCACCGCGAGCGCUCUUGUGAAGUCGAUGACGCCACCGACCUGAUGCGGAGGUGCUGGGCUGAAGACCCUACGGAGAGACCCGACUUCGCUCACUUAAAGGGAGCGAUCCGACGCCUCAACAAAGGUCAAGCGAGUAGCAAUAUUUUAGAUAAUUUGCUUUCCCGUAUGGAGCAGUACGCGAAUAAUUUGGAAUCAUUAGUAAGUGAAAGAACACAGGAUUAUUUAGAAGAGAAGAAAAAAUGUGAAGAGCUGUUGUAUCAGCUUUUGCCCAAAUCCGUCGCAUCGCAAUUAAUCAAUGGCCAGUCAGUUGUCGCCGAGACGUUCGAACAAGUGACGAUCUAUUUCUCAGACAUCGUUGGGUUCACUGCACUGUCUGCGUCGUCCACACCUAUGCAAGUGGUCGACCUGCUAAAUGAUUUGUACACGUGCUUCGAUUCCAUUGUCGAGAACUACGAUGUUUAUAAGGUGGAAACCAUAGGCGAUGCUUACAUGGUUGUGUCUGGUCUACCAGAACGCAAUGGCACUCGGCAUGCCUGUGAAGUAGCUCGAAUGUCUCUCGCACUCCGGGAUGCCGUCAGCAGAUUCCGUAUCAGACAUCGGCCACAGGAUCAGUUGAAACUCCGGAUUGGACUUCAUUCUGUUUCCGCCCACGGUUUCGCCUGCCAGGAUGAGGGAAUUGAUGAGGGAUUGGGGAAGGGGAAGGAUUGGGCCUCCGGUCCUUGCGUAGCUGGUGUAGUUGGGCUUAAAAUGCCUCGAUAUUGCCUCUUUGGCGAUACCGUCAAUACUGCGUCCAGAAUGGAGUCUAACGGAGAAGCUCUCAAAAUCCACGUAUCCCCAGUCACCAAGGCACUACUUGAUCCGUUUGGGACCUUUAAUUUGGAAUGCCGAGGAGAAGUAGCUAUGAAGGGUAAAGGAAUUCUAGUCACAUAUUGGUUGCUAGGUGAAAAAGUAGAUCCUAACGCACCAAAAGACAAACCAUCAUUGGUCAAAACCCAGACACUUUCAACAGAAAGCGGAUCGCUAUCACAUUUGACACCAUUUAGACAAAGAUUAGAACAAAACUCCCGAUCCUCGAGUAGACGCGGAUCAGGAAUAUUUAUUCAAAGAACAGACACGAGCAAAUUAGAGAGAGAAGUUCAACCAUUGUUACAAAACCUAAGUAUUCAACGACAGCAUUCUGAUCCUACGGAACCAGCUUCGAAUGGCAUCUCAGACAAUGGUGACGACGUUGACAAACAAAGUGUCUCAAAUUCCAUAUCACUAAAUGUCAAUUCGUUGAAUCAUAAUUCAGUUCACUCCAGUCAACCUAGAGUGAAGUUGAAAGACCUACAAAACCAGAACUCAGUCGGGAACCACAAGACGAACAAAAUAGCGAGCUCAUUUGAUAACGGCACCAAGAAAGGAGCGGAGCGGUUAAAGGAUUACAGUAGUGUUCCAUUACUGUCCAAAGCUGAUACACCAAACGAUUCAAUUGUAUAG